This is a messenger RNA of Scatophagus argus, 3708 nucleotides long. It is a transcript of the gene kcnk5a, whose product is annotated as potassium channel, subfamily K, member 5a. Bases 312 to 1895 code for a protein of 527 amino acids. NCBI's taxonomy places the organism in Eukaryota, Metazoa, Chordata, Actinopteri, Scatophagidae. Gene Ontology annotation, molecular function: potassium ion leak channel activity. The transcript has 5 exons. The record is from RefSeq and is a predicted model, not a curated record. Gene Ontology annotation, cellular component: membrane. Gene Ontology annotation, biological process: stabilization of membrane potential; potassium ion transmembrane transport.
CACUACUUCAGCCCCAGUAUUUCUCUGGCAGUGCACGUGGAGGGAGUAGUAUUGCGGCUGCGGUUCCACGCGCGCUCAGUCCCGCUUUAUGCCUACUUUUAUCUUGUUAUGUCUCGAGCCCAAUGCUGUCGGCAGCGGCACGUUUCACUCAUUUUUCAGAACCCUCGCGCGGAAGAAGAAACAUUUUGUAAACCAAAAGACUUGCUGAGAAUGAGUCCCGCAUAACUUCGGGUAUUGUUAUCUACCCCCUCCUUUCUCUCUCUCUUUUUCCCCUGUCCCGCGCUCUCCAAGUUGAGUCAUUGUACAUAAUUAUGGUAGAUAAAGGCCCCUUGUUGACUUCUGCCAUUAUUUUUUACCUGUCCAUUGGGGCAGCAAUUUUUCAAGUCCUGGAGGAGCCCAAUUGGAAGCUGGCUGCAAAGCAGUAUAGUGCCCAGAAGGAUAAAAUACUUGAGGACUAUCCCUGUCUGACGAAAGAUGAUUUGGACAGAAUUUUAGAGGUGGUGUCUGAUGCUGCAGGCCAAGGUGUCACCAUAACUGGCAGCAAGACCUUCAACAACUGGAACUGGCCAAAUGCUGUUAUCUUUGCAGCCACUGUUAUCACUACCAUUGGAUAUGGAAACAUUGCCCCUAAAACAUCAGCGGGCCGUGUAUUUUGCAUCUUCUAUGGGCUGUUUGGUGUGCCUUUAUGUCUUACCUGGAUCAGUGAACUUGGAAAGUUCUUUGGAGGGAGAGCCAAGCACCUGGGCCAGUAUCUAACCAAGAAAGGAUUUUCACUUAGAAAGGCUCAGUUUACCUGCACAGCUAUUUUUCUCCUAUGGGGUGUGCUGAUCCAUUUAGUCCUUCCACCUUUUGUAUUUAUGUCCCAAGAGGGUUGGACAUAUAUCGAAGGCUUAUACUUCUCUUUUGUAACCUUGACCACAAUUGGUUUUGGGGACUUGGUAGCAGGUGUGGAACCAAAUAAAGAAUACCCAACUCUAUACCGUUACUUUGUGGAAGUAUGGAUUUAUCUGGGGCUGGCCUGGCUGUCUUUGUUCUUCAACUGGAAAGUACGGAUGGUGAUUGAGGCCCACAAGGCACUGAAGAAACGCCGCAAACUGCGCAAGCUAUCUCUUGAUGAGCUCCGACACUACAAAGAGUCUCACAAGGCUGCCCUUCGUUUGCCACCCACUCCUAAUGAUGUCAACAUCUUCAGCUUCCUGUCCAAGAAGCAAGAAGGCUACAACGACUUGAUUAAGCAGAUUGGCACCAAAAAAGAUGGCAGAAGCAACAGCAGCAGUGUCAACACCAACAAUAAAGCCAAAGAGAUUGGCCGUUCCAAGAGUUGCAAUGAUGCCCCCAUGUUUAAUAGUCAUACCAUCCUAAGUCUGGACCGUUCACCCCGCCAAAAGAGACGCUAUAGUUUCAGUGAUCGUGUCACUGUUGCUUUUUCAAAGUCCAAGAACUACCUUCUGGGCUCAGAUAAUGGUUUACUGCUAACAGAGGACUCUGUAGAGGGUGACCUAGAACUUGACCAGGUCCAAAUGUAUGAGAACCAGCUUGACAAGGAUGUUGACAUAGAACACAGAGGAGUGGGAGAAUGUGGACCAAGUGGUCGAAGGACAUGGGAAUCUAAAGAGUAUCAUCCCUUGACAUUUCAAAAUGCUAAUAUUACUUUUAUAGACGAAGAGAACUUUCUCAGCAAUAACUUGGAGGAGGAGGAGGAGGAUGAUGAUGACGAUGACUCUAAAGCAAAACUAUCCAUUACUACGUGUGAUGAAAACAUUGAAACCAACUCCAAGGAGGAACAGAUCUCUGAAUCUGAAGGAUCUGUGUUCACUAGUGAUGAUUCAGAACACAGUCACUCCUAUGAGAAGCUUGUAGAGGAAUAUGCAAAAGAAGAAAAUACAGACUCUUGAUCUUCUGAUGUAAGCUGGUUGGUAUUGAAGUAUAUGUUUUCUAAAAUGAAUUGUUUUAAAGAAUAUUUGAAGUCCCAUUGCACUUUUCGGGGGUUUGAUAAGGAAACGCAAGAUCAAAUUUCAAAUCAGUGUUCUGUUCUUAGCUGGAAAAUGAAGAUUCACAUCACUUUGACUAGGAACUCUAGAACAAAUGUCCUGCAUCUUGAUACAGAGAAUGACACAUAACCUCAUGAGUAUUUAACAUCUGCUCUAUUUAUGUCUUUUUAUACGGUAUGACAGACUUUAUGCCACACAUUUAUUUUACUGUCCAAACUAAUAACUGUUUUCCAUGGAUUCUUUUUUUACUCCUAGGUUGUUAAUAAAUUCUAUGUGGAAAUGUAUCUUAUUUCCCAUAGUUUCUUCUGUGCAUAUUCACCACAUUGGUGUUUUGAUAAUAUUUAUUAAGAUGAAGGACUCAGUAGCUUUUAUUCACUGGCUGCAUGGUUCUCCCAUUGCACAAUUCCACUAAAUGAGAACAAUUCAAAGUCCAUUUCAGUGCAGAUUGUCUUUUUAAAACCUGAGCCGAACAUUUGUCCUUAAAGAUAAUGAAGGAGGUUAAGGGCCAAAUUUUCAUCUUUUUUUAUUUGGUGUUUUAUUUUGGCUGUAACUUGAUAACUUGUUCUGUCUGAGACUGCUGUUUAUUUUGACAAUAAGGAAUAGAAUUGUGACUGCACUAGAGGUCAUCAGACAGCAUCUGGGAGUCUAGAACCAAACAAAUGUAAACGUAAAAAGGAAAAUCUCACUCUUAACUAAGAUUUGUUUUCCUUUUUUUCCCCCCGCUCUUUUGUUUCAAGUUUUUUCUCUACUAUAAAAAAAUUUGCUUUGGAAUGAAAAUCUGCUUCUAUUGUCACAUAGUAAACACCUCUUAGAAAACACUACUUUAUUGUUUCAUUUUGCUGCUGACAGCAUGUCAAAUGUUGAUCUGUGUCUUUUGGCUCCUCUACAUGGCGGUGCAUAAUGGGAACGAAACUUACACACCAACAAUAUUCUCCCUUUUUGUCUCUUUAGCACCCUUUCAUUUCAUUGUAUUUGCCAUGUAAAUAUUGGCUGAAAGCCCAUCAGUAGUCACAAACACAGUUCUGCUCAGGACAUGGCCUUGCUACUUAUGUUUGCCUAUGGGGGCUCGCAGUGGCACAAAUGACUGAAGUACCGCUUUUGACAGGCAGCCAAGGUUAAAUUGUCACAGAUCGAUGCUCUCUUGACGUAUGUUUUAGUCAUAAGACAUAAAGUCAGCAGUAUUGGUGCUGUCAGUUUAGUGUAGAGUCUUUCCCCAUGGUUUUAUGUGAGCACACAUCACCUGUUGUGAAAAAAAGACUUAAAUCCACUGCAAAAUAGAAAGGUAUAGAGUACGAUGCAACUUCUAUUAUUGAAUGUAUUGAUAAUUAUUCACUUAAAAAAAUGAAAUCUUUCACGCUGGGUGUUUUCCUCUCUUGUCUUUUAUUUCAUCACAGGGCCACCAUGUUUGUCUGUGACAUUCAUCUCUGCCUGUCAUUUUCCCAGGUUUUCCGCAGUGUUAGUUUAGCAGUGUUAUGCAGCCAUGGUACUUCUGUGGAUAGAAUUUCAAGCAUGUCUCUAGAUUAUUAACUAAGAACAGGUUAGGCAGGUUUAACCUAUUGUCCUAAGCUGUCUUCCCAAUGUUGUUCCCUUGUGUAAAACUCCAUAGUUGUAUAGUUGUUGACUUUUUUAUGAUUAAAUUAUUCAUGUUUGUAAAGUUUGUAUAUAAAUUCCAAGCAAUACUGUAUAUUCAUGUAAAUAAACAUUUAAUAAAACUUGA